Messenger RNA from Alternaria atra, 5736 nucleotides. RefSeq lists its product as uncharacterized. The coding region runs from base 1 to 5736 and encodes 1911 amino acids. Gene Ontology annotation, molecular function: GTPase activator activity. Gene Ontology annotation, cellular component: GATOR1 complex. Gene Ontology annotation, biological process: intracellular signal transduction; negative regulation of TORC1 signaling; positive regulation of autophagy. The record is from RefSeq and is a predicted model, not a curated record. The transcript is spliced from 2 exons. NCBI's taxonomy places the organism in Eukaryota, Fungi, Ascomycota, Dothideomycetes, Pleosporales, Pleosporaceae.
AUGUCGAAAACCGCCUCGAUCCCACAGUCGGCUCGAGUGCAGAAAGUCUGCACCCUGUGGACUCACGACGACAACCUCUCAAGGGAUGAGAUCGUUUUCAAUGGUGAGAAGUUCCCUGAGCUACCCACUAAUGCCGGUGCGCUCCUUCAGAUCGUGGCGAUACAUACAGAUAAUGCUGUUCGAGACUUUCACACGGGACCCAAAAGCACAUCGGGAGAUGCGACGCAAUCCAAGACCGAUACAUUGCAUAAGGAUGCGAAUAUAGAUCUUCAUCCGAAGAGACAUCGUCGGGAUUCGAUAACAAUAACCAUUGAUGAGAAUGGUUCAACCAUCCCGGAGGGUCGCCAAAUCGAUGCGGACAAGGCCUAUGUGUUUGUCCCCAAAGCGCUCCCUGCGAAUUUAGAGUCGAAGUAUCCAAACCUUCAAGUUUCUUUGUCCGAGAGAAUUGCUAGGGUGUUCGGGUUCCGCAAUAGGAUGCAAGUCGUAGUGACUGAGGCUGAUGAGGAUACGUACGAAGCUCAUCAUGUGGAAAUCGUUUUCCGUGAUGAGUAUCUCGCACGCGCAGAUAUGUGGCGUAUGGCGAUCGCCGAACUCAGCAAGCGAACGGUCUACCGAGGCCAAAGGCUGCUUUUCAUGGGUACCAUCAAAGCCACGAUCAAACACAUAUAUAUUAAUGGUCAGUCCGUUCAUUCCGGCUACUUCUCGCCCAAAUCGAAACCUAUAUUUCGCAGCGAAUCAGCACGAUACACGCUGUUCAUCCAGAUGUCCAGAGAAAUGUGGGAUUUCGAUACUGAAGGCGCCGGUGAGAUCAUGUUCAACAAGGUUGUAAGCGGAUUCCUUCCAGACUUGUUCAAGAGAUGGUUGAGAAUAAAUGCGCGACAUUUGGUUACCAUCAUCCUGUUUACAAGAAUGCAAUACGAUGGGGAGCCUCUGGCCGAUCGCCCCGAAGGGACCACAAGCAACACUUACACUGAGUCGCAUUCGGGCACUUUCAGAGAUUACUACAGAGUCGUUGUGAGCGAUAUGGCCAGCGGCGAUUGGAUCAACAUUCUCUAUCAACUGAAGAAGGAGUUUAGAAUGUUUCUCCGGGAAGUUUCCCUAGUCCGUAAGCCUGUAAAGCACGUCACCAUCAAUGAGGACCUAGGAUCUGAAGACUCGGCUACUGAUAUUGUCGUAGCUGGUCGACCUUCUUCCGCAAGCCAAGGCAACAUCCUGGAGGCUAUUAAUCUGGCUGCGGCUCAAUUUGCUAGGGACUACAUCGAUCGCGACCUUGUCCGCACGGGCAUCUCAGUCAUUGUUGUUACUCCGGGUACUGGUGUUUUUGAGGUUGACUACAACAUGCUCAAAUUGACUACGGAUACUUUGAUUGGAUCAGGCAUCGGUAUUGAUCUAGUGUGUCUCUCACCAAUGCCUCUUCACUCCGUGCCUUUGUUCAAGUACCAAACGCCUCGUUCGGUAUCCGACUUGAAAGCUGAGCAGGACAAGGAACAGCAUGCUGCUGCGAGAAUGGCGCGGACAGAAGAGGACAAGACUCCCCGUCAGAGCCACCCAGACUUUGGCUCUAUGUCACGCGCAUCCACCGUACGACACAUACCGAUAGACGUGUCUACCGACUCAUCGGACGGAUGGAGGUUCGCAAUGCCGUAUUGGGUCGACGUCUCUUUCUGGUCUGGAACAUCUGAAGAGAUAUUAGAACUUACAAAGCCACGGAAGGCUGAUAAAAUUGUGAAGAAGUCACGCAAAAAAGGUCGCAUCUUUUCUCUACGGUGCCGAUUGUACGAGCUGCAGAUGAUGGGUGUCAUGGAGAAUGAACUGGGUGACAUUGCAAUUCCUUACUUAGAAGAGGACCCGAUGUACCCACAUCAUUUGCGCAAGUUGUUUGAACCGGAUGAGGAAGAUCAGCAAAUCCCACCAGUAUCCAAGCCUUCCGCAAUUGUGGCAGGCUCGUACUCUUCGCGGGGCGACAAAGAAUACAAUGACGAUCAACUGGACGAAACCAGAGCUGCCCAAAAGGCCUGGAUGGAGGCAUACGACGGUGGAGUCUUUUCUCCUCUUAUGGAGAGGCACUCUCCGUCAGACCAACUUCAGGCUCAUAAGCGAAGGCUAAGUGAUGAGAUUAUCAGCGGGUCUCCGGAGCUAUCACGAAGUCUACGAUUGUCUUCUUCAUUCCGUAGCACGGUUCCGUCAUUUGGAAAGACAGCUCGACCUCCACCAGAAACAAAUUUUCCGCAGCUUACGCGUGAGGGAUCGAGAGAAGUCGAAAGCCAAUCUCCGCGAGGCAACACCUAUCGUAUGCCAGAUUCCAAAGGCGAAGGCGUGCCGCGAGCCGAUGUCUUGCGGCGGCAGAACAAUUUGACUAGAGAUGAUUCUAGGACUGGGCGCCCUGUGGUGCACAAGAGAGGUAGUUCUGGAGACUCCCAGGACCAUCAAACUAUGAUUCCCACCCAGGGACAUUCUCCAGCUCCUAAUCGUGGGUCAUCUCCUCCAAGGCGAGCUGGGCUCUUGCCUCUGGCUAGCGCCGGGACGUCAGCACCAACUAAAACAGAACUGAAGAGUAGGCCUUCAAAUUGGUUCCUAAGGCAGAUGAGUUUUGGUGGAAAGGCUGCUCCGGCGAAGCCAACUCUUGGCGAUGCCACCAUUGAUCUCAGUCAGGGCAAAGUGAAGCCUGCAAUGCUGACCGUUGAGAAGAAUCAGAAGGGCGCCAUUGCUGAAAGGUUGGCGAGCACUCGUCAUACUUCUACAGGAAAGCCAUCACAACCGAUUGCGAUAAAACCUGCAUCGCGCGCAGGUCCUACGUCAGCUGAAUCUCUCGCCUCCGACCGUGCAAGCCGCUCAGUUGAGACCGUGAGAGGGGCGCGAUCCAAUCGGUCCAAUGUACCUUCGCAGCCUGGUUCAGUUGUGAGGGAUCCUGGAUCAACGUUUCUACUUGCAGGAGCGCGAGGUGCAGGUGAGCACGCUGGACCAAAACCAGACCUUUCUUCUAGUGGAGGCGCUAGAGAAGCUCCCCGAACUUUGUCUCCAACAAGCGCGAUCGCCCCUUGGGCAGUCUUGGUCAACCCAUGUAACCCGAAGAAAAAUGUCAUAAGCUCCAAGAACCAGUAUCGGCGCUGGCAUCAUGUUUUUCCUAGAACCUUGAGGACAGGUACCGUAAAGUGGAGGUCGUUGUGUUCACCUGCUGCAGUGCCGUUGACUCACGAGUGGUUUCCUUCCGUUGAUCAAAUAGCAUCAGAGUACAACGAAAGUCCGUACAAGAUCACGCAGAAUGAGGAUGACGACAUCCUGGAAGCACCAAAGAGCCGAGAGUCUCUCAUCAAAGAGCUAAUUGCUUUCCGCCUCUCACACGGGUUCCAAAUCAUCGUGGGCUCUUCCGUGGCGGAGUUUUCAGGCCGACAAGAGAAAACUCUCGCCAGCAUCCUUGAUCCUGAGUACAUGUCUAGUGAUGGAGACACUGUUUUUAUGAGCGUUGGAAACAGCAUCCAUCAGCUGGUGUGUGUAGCUGGAGGAGAAGUAGAGGUAAGAAGAUACAACAGGAAGCCCACUACAGCACUGGAGUCAUCCGCUGGCGUUGACACGCCUUUUCCAUACAAACCUUUUAUCCGUACUGCGUUCGAGGAUACCUAUGACCCUCGAGAAGUUGUGUUGCGUCCACCACGAAGAGAAUACAACUGGAACAUCAUUGACACCUUCUUGGCUGGGUAUCAUGACGAGUUUUCAGAGGUAUUACGCUUCUGGAGAGCUCGCUUUGUCCUGAUUCCAGUCGAUAUACCAGCCAUGCAUCGGAGACCGUUGCCUAUGCAAGACUCGCCAGAGGAGAUCAGGCUCGAAGGCAUUCGCAAGCUUACUCAACUAUGGCAGAAGUUCCGCUACAUUCCCCCAGAAGAGCGCUACUUCCAGCCGGCAACUGCCUUUAAACAAAAGGACCCAAACCCGCUUGCAAUUGAGUAUCACACACGCGAUCCUUCGGCGGUCGUUGCGGCUGGUCCAGAUCACUCUUUGCUCAACGACACCGACAGUGAAUUUCAAACUUCUAUCUUUUCCGAUGCAGAAAAGUACCAUACAUCUAAUAUAGACAUCAGAAAGCUUGCAGAAGAUUUACAAGGCGAAAAGGGGAUUCAAAUGCUUGAUCGUCGAUGGCAUCUAAAGUUGCACUACAACUGUUUCCUGGGUUUUGACCUCACCAACUGGCUGCUUUCGAAUUUCAAGGAUAUCGAAACCCGAGAUGAGGCGGUAGAUUUUGGUAACGAGCUCAUGAAAAAAGGCCUCUUCCAGCACGUACAAGGGCGGCAUCAGUUCCGUGAUGGUAACUUCUUUUUCCAGAUCGCAGCAGAGUACAGGGCUCCCCGGGCGGAAUCACGAACAGGGUGGUUUGGUAUGCGCAAGGCAGACAAGUCUGUUCCUUCCACGCCGCUGGCGGAGGCGCCUCGCACGUCACCUCUGAUGCCGAAGAAUAUCAAGCCACGUCCAGGUACUGCCGAUUCUUCAUCUAACAGCUCUGGCUCCCUCGAAGAGGGAGAAAAGACACCGACACGCGACGAACCAAAUAAGCGAAAAGUCAUCAUGUCACGCGUUAUGCGCUAUGAUGUGGACCCUAGAAAGCGUUCCUAUCGACCUGAGAUUAUUUCACUACACUAUGAUCGAUUGCAUAAUCCCGACAACUGCUACCACAUCCGCAUUGAUUGGAUGAAUGUUACCGCGAAACUUAUCGAAGAUGCCAUCGUUACUUGGGCUACGAGCGUAGAGAAGUACGGCUUGAAACUGGUGGAGGUGCCCAUCGCGGAGGUAGCGGACAUCAUUGAUCACCAUCCAUUCCGUUCGCCGUAUGCAGUUAAGCUUGCACUACAGCCUCCUCAAGCUCAGCCUGAGGCGAUGUGGGACUCGGCAAGCUUUUCUCCCCAAUACCCGAAGGCAGACAAAUUUGCUUAUCACAAGCUCCUACUUCGAAGACUCAACUUUGUUCUGGAUAUGGAGGCUGCGAGUGCCUUUCCGCCUGACGUUGAAGUUACAUAUUCCUGGGGUACGCCCGACUACAAGUAUACACAGUUUAUUCACAAGGGUGGAGGCGUGCUUGCUCAGAUUACUGACGAUGGCAACUUCCUUCUGCUAGCAAAUAGGCUUGCGCACAACCGUGCCAAAGACCAGAGUAGGAUUCGGCCUGUGGAUCCCUAUGAGCACAAGAGAGCAACCACAGAUGGUAGCCAAAGCAGUCGUUUACCGUCGACACCUGCAGUAGAGCGCGGGAACCCGCACCGCAGUCCCUUUGCAAGUCCUUUGGCACGACCAGUUCAAGACGCCAGUCUCCUCCAUACUGCGCUCACAUUCCACGACUCGAGGUCAUCAGCAGCGACUACUCCAGCCCUUGCAUCCAGUAUAUCCCUCACUCCCGAACAAGUCAAAGAUGAAGUUGAAGCUUUUUGUUGUAAGGCCUCGCUUCUCUCCACUUUCUACGCCGAAGCUUUCCGCCAUGCUCCCUCUCCUUCUCCACGGAUCUUACCAGUAGGGGAAGACAAGAUACCAAGCUUGGGACUACCGCCAGCGAUUAGCAUUAGGGAUGCUAGCCCAACGACUGGAGGCUGGACACUAAGUAGCACAUUUGGAGGGCCUAGUGGUAUAGCUGGUCGAAGGCAGGGUAGUGAGGGAAGCAUGUAUAGCCUGGGGAAAAGAGGCAGUGUGGUCGAGGGCAUGGAGGGAGCGCCGAGGCGACAGAAUAGUCAGGGAAGUGCUGGAACUGGAAUAUAG